Mollisia scopiformis is the source of this 2082-nucleotide messenger RNA. RefSeq lists its product as uncharacterized. The transcript is spliced from 2 exons. NCBI's taxonomy places the organism in Eukaryota, Fungi, Ascomycota, Leotiomycetes, Helotiales, Mollisiaceae. Bases 1 to 2082 code for a protein of 693 amino acids. The record is from RefSeq and is a predicted model, not a curated record.
AUGACUCCUCCUAGCUUGUUGCCCGCUCAAAGUUUCGAGCUUACAUCAGAACUCGAAAUGGCAGUCUCUGAUUCCAUACUUACUCCAUUCGUAACUCCAAGUGCAACAGAACGCCAGGAGAUGUUAGAAGCUGGGCGUAUCACGCCUCAGAAACGUCAUCUCGUGCACUCUUCUCAAGAUGGCUCAGUACAAUCUUCGAAAAAAGCUCCCACGCGUUGGGAAGUCUGCACCCCCUUCUUUCAGAUACCCGUUUUCGAGGAAGGCGAGGAACUUACUUCAUGGGAAGAAGAUUCUCAAAUCGAAGAGGCUGCCGAAAAGCAAGGAAAAGUCGAAAUCGCCGCGCCAACACCGCAAACUGUGACUCUCGACCUUUGCUUCCAUGUUCAGGAUCCCGACGAUGAGUACGAGAAUUUGGACAGCUUCCAAUGCCGUGCUUGUGGGUGGAGCAAGGCAAGCGACAUUGAUCUCCACAACGACUCAGAUUCUACCUCUUCUUUAGACUCGGCUACCGAGCAACUUCUACUCGAGCUGGAACAGCCGAUAAGAAAUAGAGACGACGAGGCAACAGACUCAAACCCAAACAAAAAGGGAUCCAAUGUCCACUGGCGCUCCGACUCUCAACUGACCUCUACGCGUCUUUUUGAAUCGACAAGCUCCGAAGAAACGAGAAACAGCCAGCUGAGAAACGCUCUCCAACAAAUUCCUGACUUAGGAUGUCUCGGACAAGCAAGUCUCAAAGGAAUAGUAUCAAUGUUACCAACAUCACACAGCUCUAUCCUCUUAGACGAAGCAUUCGCCGCCGCUCGCCAAAAAGAACCUCCCUGCCUUCCCUCGUUUAUGGGCAGAAUACCCACCACCUACGAAGACGAGGAAGACGACCUAGACAUGGAUUCCGUUCCCCUCAUAUCCUCACAUCGCACUACUUCUCCUAAACCUAUGUCUCCUCUCCAACAAAAGACCUACCAAAUCCUCGCCGAGGUCCUGGACCAUCAUUCCUCGGCCGUCAUCCUUUGCACUCAUUGCCAAACCCUCCACUCCAUGACAACUCACCCACGCUCCUGCCCCUCAAACACCAAACUCAGCAUCUACCCCAAGCUCUUCUUCCGCCCCAUCACCUUCCGCCGAGCGCAAAAAGCGAUGAAAUACUACCGCGCCGGCGACACCUCGUCCUGUGUGCGUCGUGCCGGGCUGCAGUUCUCUCGAUCUGAUAAAGUGAUAGAAUACGAGCAAGAACUUGGCGAAGGGGAAAAUUUCCAACAGCCGUGGUGGGGCGCUUUUGGUGUUGCCACCAAAUUCUACGUGGCCGAGGGGUGUUUGAAGGGUAGAGAGAGGUUGAUGUAUCGCACGCAGCAUUUUUGGUUUUUGAAAGAGACGAAAAGGAAUUGUUGGCGUGCGAUCAAGGCGUUGGAGGCCGAGGUUAGGACUAGAGGGGGUGGCAAUAGUCUUUGUAAACUUUGUCAGCAUGUCGAUGGUGCGUUUUGGAAUUUUGAUGAUCCGGGGAAGUAUGCGGGUGUGAGAAGGUGUGAGGAGUGCGCUUUGGAGUGGGAGGUUAAUAUUGGUGAUGUUUUUGCGAAGGAGUUGGAGGAGGAGGGAAUGUUGGAUUCUAGUUCCAGAGUCUUGAAGAAGAAGGAAGGGGAGGAGAGGAAGAGAAGUGAGAUAAAGGGAAUCUUGCUUGUGCUGACUUGUUGGCGCGAUUUGGGCAUGUGUAAAAGUGUUUUGGAUCCGAGAUGGAAAGCACAUUUCCCGGAAUGUCAGACCAAGAUCCUUGACAAACAGGCCGAGAUGACAUGGAGAAAUGAAGAAAACGAGGAAUCAGCCCAAGAUUGGAAACUUGGCGGUAUCAAAAGGGCAUUUGAAAGCAUAGACGGCUAUGCUGGCGAAGAUGAAGAAAAAGAAGGAGAUUUGAAGUGGUCCCUUGAGGAAUUCAUGGGAUGUAGACUGAAGACCUUAUUCAAGCGGAAAAGGUGUGACGGACAGGUUCUCAAAGUCAGGUUUUGUGACCUAGCAAGGAUACCCCCAAACACUCCAAGCAAGCUCUGCCUCGCAGUGAAAGCCAUUGGUAGCUUCUUUGGAGGUUCAUAA